AUGGCGACAAUGUCGGCCUCACGGUCCACCUUCUCCGCCGUCGUCUUCGCCGUCCUGGCAUCAGCCACCUUCGCCGCGACGGCGCAGGCGCCCACCAGCACCCACGUCUUCCCCGCCCCGGCGCCAGCGGACAUGACAUUGACACCCAAGGCUGCCCCGAGUAUGGCUCCGAGUCCUCCUACCCACGCCAAGACUCCCGCGUCCACACCGGCGAAGAUGGCCCCGGCCGCCCUUGCGCCGCCGACGAAGAAGGCUCCUGCCCCCAAGGCCAGCUCCUGCCUCUCGUCUCCGCACCAGAACGUCAGCUUGCGCCGGUCAUUAGGGGCCCCGGUAUCUGGAUGUGCUCCUGCGUCCGGCCCGAGCAUGCUGCAAGAGAGCGUCGCCGUCAAGGCACCCGCGGUCGGUUCUCCCCGUCGCAGCCUCGUGGCUGCGUCCGGCCCGAGCAUGCCGCCAGAGAGCGCCGAGGCACCCACGGUCGGUUCUCCCCGUCGCAGCCUCGUGGCCCUAGCAGCUGAUGCUUUCUAA
Sorghum bicolor (sorghum) is the source of this 525-nucleotide messenger RNA. RefSeq names its product classical arabinogalactan protein 5. The coding region runs from base 1 to 525 and encodes 174 amino acids. NCBI's taxonomy places the organism in Eukaryota, Viridiplantae, Streptophyta, Magnoliopsida, Poales, Poaceae. The transcript has a single exon. The record is from RefSeq and is a predicted model, not a curated record.